Molecule: messenger RNA, 2013 nt
Organism: Bactrocera latifrons
Lineage: Eukaryota; Metazoa; Arthropoda; Insecta; Diptera; Tephritidae
Gene: indra
Product: zinc finger protein CG2199
Exons: 2
Coding region: 74-1903 (609 amino acids)
Biological process (GO): regulation of transcription by RNA polymerase II
Cellular component (GO): nucleus
Molecular function (GO): DNA-binding transcription factor activity, RNA polymerase II-specific; RNA polymerase II transcription regulatory region sequence-specific DNA binding
Source: RefSeq, a predicted model, not a curated record
ACAGAUUUGAAGAAUUAGCAUCAACCAUGCUUUUUAUAUUGAUAUAAAUUUUUCUAAAAUAAUUGCGGCCAGAAUGAAAACGUGCAAGUUGUGUAAAAGUAAAUCCGAAUCUGUUUUUGAGCCCAAGGAAUAUAUACUGGGCACAAAAAUUUCUGAUGUUAUAAAAUUUAUAUUUAGUGAUCAGUCGUUGGAGUUUCCACCAAAAUUUUUCAUAUGUUCUGCGUGUGCGGCGGCGUUGGUACAAACUGAAAUUGUGCUAAAGCGACUUUCGGAGGCUUUGCCACACAGCAGAAAUUUUGGAAAACUAAACUUAUCCAAUCAUAAAAACAAUGAUAACAACGAGGAGCCUCAGACCGAGCAGAAUGAUAUAAAUGAAAUUAGCAAAGCUUCGGCAUCUGAAACCUUUCUGAAGGAUUGGAUAUUUCGCUGUACCCAUUGCGAAUACACUACCAGAAAGCCUAAAUUGUACAAAACUCAUUUGACAACUAGACAUGAACUGAAUAAUCCACGCAUUUACCAGUGUAUGUAUUGUUCGGAAUCAUAUCAACGCAUAAACGCCAUACAAAAUCACAUCGGCAGCAUACAUGAAAAUAAACCGCGACAAAAACGUCAACGUCGAAAGACAAUUGCAUUUGAUUCGCCAAGUGUAUUAAGCAGUACAACCAUCAGUAAACAGAUGGAAAAUAACACUCCAGUCGGUAAUGUCAACAAUGAAGCAAAUGGUGUUAAUACAAAUAAUGAUAGUUAUCAAGCAGAUGUCAGCAAAAACUAUGAAUUUACAUGCAGUCACUGCAUUUAUAAAACAAUAUUUCCAAAACAUUUCAAGCGGCACUUAUCAGCUAAACAUAAUAUUGAAGACAUAAGAAUUUAUAAGUGCAAACGAUGUCCUAGUACGUAUGCACGACAAUUUGCUUUGAAUAACCAUAUCGCUUACGAACAUGAAAACAAACCUAAACCACAACGCAGAAAGUCAGUAGCUUUAGAACAAAGUAUAUUAACCAAAGACGAGUUGAUAAUACCGAAAGAAGAAAUUUCGGAUGAUAAUGACGACCUAAGAUGUGAACUUUGCCUUUAUCAAGCGCAAGACUCAAAAACGCUUCGAAAUCAUAUGGUAAUAUUGCAUCAAACUGAUAGUCUAAAUCAAAACAAUAACAAUAAUCAAAAGGACAACAAUUAUAAAAAUAAUGUUUAUUCGGAGAUCACAUAUGAUAAUCAAGAAGAACAGCAAGAUCAUGUAUUCCAAGAACCUUUUAAAAAACCACGUAAUCAAUUAAGUUCGAGUGAAAUAUCAUCUUCAGAAUGGGUCUUCCAAUGCCCACGUUGUGAUUUUGAAUGCGCCAAAAAGAAAGCAUUCAAAGCUCAUUUAAUUAAUGAACAUGGCAUAUAUGAUAGCGAUAUAUACAAGUGUAUUUACUGUUCGUCAACAUACGAUCGUUAUAGCUCGUUGCAGAAUCAUGUAGCAGUGAGUCAUAGCGUUGAUUUGACAGGAAUAGAAUCGGAUUCUAGUCAAGAUAACGUUGCAAAGAAACAAAAACUUAAUGGAACUGCAAAUAGUUUAGAAAAACACACUCUUGAAAACAGCAGUCAGGAGCAAAUGCCGUCAAAAAAACGUAGAAUGGAACGAGAAAGUAAAGAAUCUUGUGUUGUAUGUGGCAAGCUUUUUUCCACCGUGGACAAAUUGCGCGCUCAUAUGGACAAACAUCAUGGAGGCGACGAAAUCAAAAAGUGUCCGAAUUGUGAUGCACAAUUUCGUACGUUGGAGAAGUACGAGGCACAUCUGUUUAGCGAGAAAUGUCUCAACACUAAGUUAGCCUGCCAAUAUCCUGGUUGUCCGAAACGUUUUAAUAGACCAUCAAAAAUGCAACAGCACAUGCGUGAGAAACAUCCCGAUCUAAUAGACUAACGUUUAUUGGUUUUAAUAUAAUUUCUAUUUUUUGUUUAAUAUUUUGAACACGAUUACGUAUCCUCCAUGCUGAGUUUUAACUAGUAUCAAUAAAGGGUGCUAUCAAAAUA